Molecule: messenger RNA, 1943 nt
Organism: Poeciliopsis prolifica (blackstripe livebearer)
Lineage: Eukaryota; Metazoa; Chordata; Actinopteri; Cyprinodontiformes; Poeciliidae
Gene: scamp2l
Product: secretory carrier membrane protein 2, like
Exons: 9
Coding region: 140-1171 (343 amino acids)
Biological process (GO): protein transport
Cellular component (GO): recycling endosome membrane; trans-Golgi network membrane
Source: RefSeq, a predicted model, not a curated record
CGCGAACUGAAUCCGACGUCACGGAGGGAGCAGGCAGGAGGCAGGAGCCGCUCGGGGGAAGAGUUCGGGACCUGUCGCACUUCUGUCCCCACGCAAAAUAAAUAAAUUUAAAAAAAACAUUUACCCGUUCCUGUUCACGAUGUCGGGGCUUGACAGCAACCCGUUCGCCGACCCGGUGGACGUGAACCCCUUCCAGGAUGCCUCAAUCACACAAGCUAUCAGCGGGGUCCAUGAAAGCACCGGAGAAUAUAACCCGUUCACCGCCAACGAAAUGGGAAAGUACACUGGGACAACCAUCCCAGUCUCUAAAGCCUCCUCAUCCCAACCUGCUGUACUUCCGACUUCUGUGGAACAAAGUCCACAAUCUGCUGUGCAUCAGGCUACGGCAGCGGCUGCUCAGGCUAAUCUGGUCAGGCAGCAGGAGGAGCUGGAGAGGAAAGCCGCAGAGCUGGAGCGAAAGGAGCAGGAGCUGCAGAACAGGAGCAGCAGGGACUCCAACCCAGGAACUAAAGAAAACAAUUGGCCACCUCUUCCAAGGUUCUUUCCCAUAAAGCCGUGCUUCUAUCAGAACUUUGAGGAGGAUAUCCCCGAAGACUACCGCAGAAUCUGCAAGAGAAUGUACUACCUCUGGAUGUUCCAUAGCGCCACCCUGUUCCUCAACAUCCUGGCUUGCCUGGCUUAUUUCACCGCUGAUGCUGCUAAAGGUGUGGACUUCGGUCUGUCCAUCCUGUGGUUCAUCCUCUUCACCCCUGUGUCUUUCGUCUGCUGGUACAGGCCGGUUUACAAAGCCUUCAGGUCUGACAGCUCCUUCAGCUUCUUUUUCUUCUUUUUUGUUUUCUUCUUCCAAGUGGCAGUGUACAUUAUCCAAUCAGUGGGCAUUCCCUCAUGGGGAAACAGUGGCUGGAUCUCAUCAAUUAGCAUGAUUCGUUCAAACUUGGCAGUUGCCGUGGUUAUGAUGGUAGUGGCUGGUUUUUUCACCGUCAACGCUAUUUUGGGUGUCAUCCUGCUGAAAAUAGUCCACUCCAAGUACAGAAAUACAGGCGCGAGCUUCUCCAAGGCUCAGCAGGAGUUUUCCCAGGGAGUCCUGAGCAACCGCACCGUCCAGAGCGCCGCCGCUAGUGCUGCCAGCUCUGCUGCCCAGGGGGCCUUCAGCAGUAACCCAGGGAAUUAAACUGCUCCAGAAAAAUACCUGGAGUACUUGGGCUAGUAUUUUCUAACUAGCAAGCCACGACUAAAUAGUACAAUUAGUUGUACGGAACAGACUGAUCAUUUUACAGAAAUUUGCCAAAAGAACAAUCAAAAACUCACAAAAUGGCAUUAUAACGUGUAUAAAUUCUGUAUCUCCAACACGGCUAAAACAAGAAUGUUGACGCAAGCGUGCCUUGAACAUGGCCUGGUAGUUUUGACAUUUGAGACUGCCUUUUAUCAGUGCGCAAUAUGUUGGAAUGUGUAACCAUCUGAAGGUGGUUUAAAACACAUUAGCCGAACCAAAAUGAGGCCUUAAGAACAAACCUGAUAUUAGUGUAUGGUUAUUAAUGAGUUGAGCUUCACAAUAGAGCAUCCAGAGCCUAGCCACCUUAUUCCAUCACACCAAGUUAAUAUUGUGUAGUUCUGCUGUUUUAUACUGUCGGCACAAACCUGCAGCUCAGAAUUACCUUUAUUUCUCUUCUUUAUUACUGUCAGCUCUUCAGAGAAACGAGCUGCUAGCAGUGCUGUUAAUUUGCGGUCAUUCCUUUACGAAACUUAACGAUCGUGUUCAUGAACUCAUAAGAUCCUCUGUACUGAGCAGCUGUCUGAUAGCAGACGGCGCAUCGUAAACAAGUUUUACUAAAUAUUGCUCAAUAACAGAAAAAAAUGUAACUUCUAUUAUGAACAUAGAUUAGAAAAAAAACCCUACAAAUUACAAUGAAAUACUGCUACUUCCGGUGGGCGCCGGAAGCCUC